ACGGCGCGACGCAGUGCCGCAGUAUCCGCGGGUCCCGAAAUACUUACGGUCCGCUCCGGUUCGCGUCUGUUAUGUGCGUAAAUCGUCCGCACCGCCACCACCACCACCAGCAUCACUCUGCCAUCGGGGACACGUUUGGAACAUGUGGUCGAGAUGCGUCCUGAUACUUGGGAUAUGUUACUUAACCGUAAAAGCUGGUGUUGCAGUUCGUCAGACUGAAAACGGUUACUCACAAGCGUACGACUUCACCGGUAGGCAACAAUAUUAUAUAAAUCGACCACCUAGACAAACCACACGAGAUUCUUUCCAUUUUCCUACGUCCGAUAAUCAUAAUGAUGGUCAAGCCGAGUACAGUGACAUCACCUACCCAGAAGGUAGGCACGUUAAAUCGGGCAGACGUGCCAAGCUACCGUCAGAGUUCCAAGAAACUGUACCCGGGGAACAGACUGAAUAUCCGCCCGUCCCGGUCGGGUCGGAAGAAGCUAGAUAUUUAUCACCACAAGCCAUAGCCAAAAUUUCGGAAACCCUUGGCGCUAUCAACACCGUGGGUAGGUAUCUGGUUAAUUACACGAGGGGAACAACAGACGAUAGGCUUGACAGUCCGCAGAAUAAUCCAGUAAAUGUAGGAGAAGGUUUGCAGAAACAAGGUGACCUACCAUCGGCCAUAUUCACCAUCAGUAAGAACGUGCUCGGUCGAAACGUGACUGACAUGGUAGUUAAGCCUCUUGUGAGCCUGGGCUCUGGCAAAGUGGUGUCGCAGGACAAUAGACCGUGCUCCACGCCGGACGGUGCUCAGGGCAACUGCGAAGACCUUAGUAACUGUCCGCAGCUGUUGCUCAACUUAGGUCAUCUUAGACAAUCGAUAUGCUUUAAGAAUCUAUUUGUGCCAGGCGUGUGCUGCCCGAAAAAGACAUCCGAACAACAAUUGGCACCGGAGAAACCUUCGAAACCCGACCACUACAUAGUGACACAAUCCACGGUCACUAGACCACUGGCCAUCAACACCCGACCACCAUCAGCCACCAGACCACCGCCGGCCAAUAUCAUCACGAUGUCUACUAAAGCGCCGUUGCAGCUUGCGACUAAACCAACAAUAAGCUCGUUGGUGACGUCCAAUUCCAUUGAAGAAGACUGCGGACGACCGGAAGUACCGAAAUUCCGGGUGGUCGGAGGAGACGAGGCGUUGCCUGGUCGAUGGCCUUGGAUGGCCGCUAUAUUCUUGCAUGGUCCACGGAGAACGGAGUUUUGGUGCGGAGGGUCGCUAAUCGGGCCCAGACACAUCCUGACGGCCGCGCAUUGCACCAGAGACAACAGACAAAUGCCUUUUAACGCCAGACAGUUUACCGUGAGACUCGGUGACGUGGACCUGCGCAGAGACGACGAGCCCUCGUCCCCCGAAACAUAUUACGUGACCGAGGUGCGCGGACAUCACAAAUUCUCCCGGGUGGGCUUCUACAACGACAUCGCGAUACUCGUGCUAGACAGACCAGUGAAACGGAGUAAGUACGUUAUACCGCUGUGUUUGCCGCCAAAAACUUCCAAGUCGGACACGUUCGUCGGCCAGAGUCCAACGGUGGUCGGAUGGGGCACCACAUACUACGGCGGUAAAGAGAGCACGGUACAGAGACAAGUGGAUCUGCCCGUGUGGAACAACAACGACUGCGACCGCACCUACUUUCAACCAAUCAAUGAAGAUUUCAUUUGCGCGGGGUUGAAAGAAGGAGGGAAAGACGCGUGUCAGGGAGAUUCCGGCGGUCCGCUAAUGCUUAGAAAAGACGGCCGGUGGAUGCAAAUCGGUAUCGUGUCGUUCGGAAAUAAAUGUGGAGAACCGGGAUAUCCGGGCGUCUACACCAGAGUCACUCGAUAUUUAGAUUGGAUUAACGAUAACAUGAAUUAAAUUAUUAAUUAAGAGUACUACAUAAAAAAAAAAAAA
Sipha flava (yellow sugarcane aphid) is the source of this 1933-nucleotide messenger RNA. RefSeq names its product proclotting enzyme-like. The coding region runs from base 143 to 1897 and encodes 584 amino acids. Lineage: Eukaryota; Metazoa; Arthropoda; Insecta; Hemiptera; Aphididae. Gene Ontology annotation, molecular function: serine-type endopeptidase activity. Gene Ontology annotation, biological process: proteolysis. The record is from RefSeq and is a predicted model, not a curated record. The transcript has 9 exons.